GAAAUGCCUGGUUCCUUGGGCAAAAAGUAACCACCCAGUGUUAUCAUGUCACAUAUACCUGAUGCUUUUCGCACUGAAUCAUCGCUUGAAUGCGACAUUUUAGAGAAAUAGUACAAUAUGCGUUACUAUUUCGAAAUAUCCGCUGUCAAGGAAGUGACUUUGAACUCUCGCGAGAUUUCAGAUGUGGCUGUUUGAAGCUUUGACCCAGAUUAAUGGCUAGCCGCGAUAGCAAAUUGAGUUAGGAAACUCAUCGUCUCGACGGCACAUUUAGAAAAAGAUAUUUCUGGACUAAAUGUGACUCGGGGUUCGGCAACUGCCCCUUGUUGGUGGUGUUUUAAUAAUUGUACGAUGGGUAUUUUAAAUGGAAAGCCGAAGUAACGUUAGCAUCACGUCAUAGCCGUGACUCCGCCAACAUAAGAGGAAUCAUAUUCGCAACAGAGUCAGCUUUACAGGAAUUGACAACAUAAACGCCUACAAUGCGAUUGAAAACAUCACUAUUGAAGGAACCUAAACAUAAGGAACUAGUGAGCUGCAUUGGCUGGACCACAGCCGAUGAGUUGUACUCCUGCAGUGAAGACCACCAGAUCCUUAGGUGGAACCUUCUGACCAGCGAGACCAGUCUGGUAGUCAAAUUACCAGAGGAUCUCUAUCCUAUUGACCUGCACUGGUUUCCCAAGACUGUUGGCAGCAAGAAGCAGACGCCGGUAGAGAUUUUUGUCCUAACCAGCACUGAUGGGAAGUUUCACCUUGUGUCCAAGACUGGGCGCAUUGAUAAAAGCGUUGAGGCUCACAAAGGAGCUGUUUUAGCAGGCAGGUGGAACUAUGACGGGACUGCUCUCAUCACAGCUGGAGAAGACGGGCAGAUCAAGAACUGGUCGAAAAGCGGCAUGCUGCGCUCGACGCUAGCAAACCAAGGCUCUCCUGUGUAUUCUGUGGCUUGGGGCCCAGACUCCGAGAGGAUCCUUUAUACAUCAGGCCGACACCUUGUCAUCAAACCUCUGCAACCGAGCGCUAAAGUAAUUCAGUGGAAGGCACACGAUGGGGUCAUUCUGAAGGUGGACUGGAACUCAGUCAAUGACCUCAUACUGUCCGGAGGAGAAGACUGUAAAUAUAAGGUGUGGGACAGUUUUGGUCGCCUGCUUUACUUCUCGUUGUCGCACGAUUACCCUGUCACCUCCUUGUCCUGGGCUCCAGAUGGAGAAGUGUUUGCUGUUGGCUCCUUCAACACCCUGCGACUCUGUGACAAAACUGGGUGGUCCUAUGCUUUGGAGAAGCCCAACACGGGCAGCGUGUUUAGCCUGGCAUGGUCUGCUGAUGGCACCCAGGUGGCUGGUGCCUGCGGGAAUGGCCAUGUCAUCUUCGCCAAUGUGGUGGAGCAGCACUGGGAGUGGAACAACUUUAUGAUCACCCUUACUAAGAGGAAAACCAUGCAGCCCUUUCAUUCAUUCACAGAGGGAGCCGCUAGGGAAGUAUUUAUCUAUGGCAACACACCAGUACGUGCAUACGCACAUUCCGAACAGGUGAGGAAUGUGAUGAACGAUGCGGUGGACGUGUUGGAGUUCAGAGAUCGAGUUAUAAAAGCCUCCCUUGCUUUUGGGUACCUCGUAGUCGCCACAUCCCUUCAAUGCUACAUCUACAACACACGGAACUGGAACACUCCCCUCAUAUUUGACCUGAAGGAGGGAACAGUCAGUCUCAUUCUGCAAGCGGAGAGACAUGCUCUUCUAGUGGACGGGGCAGGGUUGUACAUUUUCUCCUACGAGGGUCGACUCAUUUCCUCCCCGAAAUUUCCCGGUAUGAGGGCCGACAUCCUCAAUUCUCAGUGUGUCUCUCUCAGCAACGACACCAUUGCCAUUCGUGACAAGAGCGAUGAAAAAGUCAUCCUUCUCUUUGACGCCUUGACCGGCAAACCUCUCGGUGAUGGGAAGUCUUUGACUCACAAGCUGGAGGUGGUGGAAAUAGCUCUCGAUCAGUGCGGUCCGUCCACUGAAAGAAAGAUAGCGUUGAUCGACAAGAACCGCGACCUUUAUCUCACAACUGUGCGGUACCUCGGACGCGAGCCUAAAAUCUGUAAAAUCGGUAGCAUGAUUCACAGCAUGGCCUGGAACAAUACAGCAAACAUAUUGUGUGGUGUUCAAGACAAUCAGUUCACAGUUUGGUACUACCCCAGCGCUGUUUUUAUUGACAAGGAGCUCCUUCCCAAAACACUUUACACCAAGGAUGGCAGCGAGUUCAGCCAUGCACCCCACAUUCUCAGCUAUGUGGACACUAAGGUGCGAUUCCGCCAAAGAGAUGGUUCCUUGCUGUACACCAGUGUACCACCUUAUGCCGUGCUCCUACAUGAAUACAGCAGCUCAGCGCGCUGGGAGGAUGCACUUCGCCUCUGCCGCUUUGCGAAGGAACAGUCUUUAUGGGCAUGUCUGGCUGCCAUGGCGAUUGCCAACAGAGAGCUGACCACUGCGGAGAUGGCCUACGCUGCUAUUAGAGAGUUACCACGAGUGCAUUACAUUAACUUUAUCAAGCAACAGCCAUCCAAGGAGUCAUCUUUGGCCCACUUGUUGCUGUUCAGCGGGCAGGUCCAAGAGGCUGAAGCCACUCUAUUACAAGCUGGACUCAUCUACCAGGCCAUUCAAGUCAACAUUGAUUUGUUCAAUUGGGACAGGGCGCUUGAGCUGGCAGUCAAGCACAAGACCCACGUAGACACUGUGCUCGCCUAUAGGGAGAAGUUCCUGCAGACAUUUAACAGGAAGGAGACCAAUAAGAGGUUCCUGCAGUACGCUAAAGGGGUAGAGGUGGAUUGGGAAAAAAUCCAAGCCAAGAUCGAAAUGGAGUUGUCCAAAGAGAGAGAGAAAGCUGCUAACGUGUCUGUCAGGAAUGUCCUGGCCCAGCGGCGUUAAUGUGAAUAGGACUCUUCAGAUUCCCUCGCGUGCAUCUUUAGGCACCUGCUCCACAGUCAAUCUAAUAAAAGCAAGAACCCCAUUCUUUUUUAAUAAUGCCUAAUACAAGAUGGCCCAAACACUAUCUAUUGUUAAGGUAUUCAAGAAAACUUGAUAUGAAUGGGAACAAUUAUGGUUUUUCAGCAUCAUUUUGAAUUGAUUUUACAUGUUAUACAGUGCCCCGGAAAGUAGACAUUUGAAACAUUUCCACAGCAAAAACACCAUUGUGGCCUUCCUCUCAUAACAUGUCAAAUAUUUCAGAUUCACUAACGAUAUUGGACAGCCUUUGUAGUCUGUAAGUAAUGCUUGUGAAGUUGUGAUUUGUUUAUAUGUAGUAUGUUUUUACAGUUUGUUUAAAAAAUGAUGCAUUCUGCAAAACAAAAAAACAAGGAUGAAUGAAUAAAACUGAUAGUCCUUCUUUAAGUUGUCAC
Molecule: messenger RNA, 3367 nt
Organism: Corythoichthys intestinalis (scribbled pipefish)
Lineage: Eukaryota; Metazoa; Chordata; Actinopteri; Syngnathiformes; Syngnathidae
Gene: ift80
Product: intraflagellar transport 80 homolog (Chlamydomonas)
Exons: 21
Coding region: 477-2897 (806 amino acids)
Biological process (GO): cilium assembly
Cellular component (GO): intraciliary transport particle B; cilium; centrosome
Molecular function (GO): protein binding
Source: RefSeq, a predicted model, not a curated record